Molecule: messenger RNA, 336 nt
Organism: Protopolystoma xenopodis
Lineage: Eukaryota; Metazoa; Platyhelminthes; Monogenea; Polystomatidea; Polystomatidae
Source: the annotation of a GenBank genome assembly
AUGCUUCGCCAGAUACGCUAUGAAAAAAUAUACGAUCUCUUGGCUCAACAGGACGUUCUGAAGAGGGAAUUGAUGGAAACAAAAAGUCUGCUUGGAGUGGAUCGAUCUACAUGGAGUUACGAUCUCUACGUUGCGGAACAAUUGGAUCCAGAAGACCCCAGCUUUUUGGAGGCAUUGGAGAAGGAGACAGAAGUUCUUCAGAAAAGAGUAGACGCCUGCAAAUCUCACAUCAUGAUGGUGACCACUUUUGACUCGAAGCCUAUAUGCAGCAGUGUGUGUCUCUCUCAUUGCCCAGACAUAGAGCAUAUCUCGAGUUUACCUGAGGAUGAGCUAUAA